Wyeomyia smithii (pitcher-plant mosquito) is the source of this 1578-nucleotide messenger RNA. RefSeq lists its product as uncharacterized. The record is from RefSeq and is a predicted model, not a curated record. The transcript has 2 exons. Lineage: Eukaryota; Metazoa; Arthropoda; Insecta; Diptera; Culicidae. The coding region runs from base 954 to 1544 and encodes 196 amino acids.
CGUUCCAGGCGUCUUCUUUAAUAAUUCACUCAUGUGUAAUUAGUAUUGAUUCAUAAAAAUGCAAACGUUGCAUUUAACACCAUAUAUAACGAGCUCAGAUGAUCCCGAAUAAAUCAGUCUUGAAGUACAUUCAGACCCUCUUUGAUUUCGCCGAGCCCCUUCGGGAUACCUCGAACCGAAGUCCACCGGAUUGCAGAGGUUCGCAAGAUUAAAAACGCGUGAGUGCUUAUAGACAAAAAGUGCAUCAAUAAAGAAAAGUGCAAACAGUGAAGACAUGGAUACACUGUAUAUAACCGGUGAUUGCUGGUCUAACCGAAAAAUACGUGUGCCCGAACAGUAAAGUGCAAAGGGUAAACGAACCGAGAGAAGGAAAAAAACUACAAUACGCGAAUCCCACUCGCCAAGAAAAAUAUUUAUGUGGAGCAAAGGCAGUGUUUACGGCAGCAGAAAAUUUUAGUGAAAUAAUGUCGCUUUAUGAGAUUGGAAUUACGUUGUGAACAGUUGUAAUAAAAUGUGUGAUAAUGAAGAGUGUUAUAUCGAAAAUCGGAGAAUAAUAAAGAAAACUCCGCCGCGUAUGACGGAGGCACAGAAGUAGGCCUUCUACGCUCAGGAGCUUAUACGAGCUGACACAAAUAGGAGCAACUACAGAACAAAUGAACCUAAAUAAAUUAUCAAGAGUGUGUGUGUUAAUAGAAUUGUUAGAGCACAGACAAUUGAACAAAAGAUCACUGUUAAAAACCGAACAGAAUCUUAUAAGCUUGGUCGGAGUGAACAAUAAUGAAGAAUAAGUGACACAUGAAGUAUCGAAAAAAAACGACUUCAACAAUUAACAAUGAUAGAUAAUCAUUCGAAAUCAGCGCAAAACGCUGGUGACCCGCAAGUGAACAUCCUUAAUAAAUUAGAGGUACACGAAGAAUGGCAAAAAGACCACGAGUGGAAACUGUUGUGAUACUAUGCGUAGUGAGCUCGGGCUUUUAACUCAUCUCCAAGCUAAUAGAAAAUACAUCGGAGGACGCGUCCUGCUGCUCCAAGACCACGAGAUGUGUUCUGCAACCGAGAUGCUCCAAGGCCACGAGAUGUGUUCUGCAACCGAGAUGCUUCACUUCUUCUGUUGGUAUACUGGAUUUUCCACUUGGCUUAAGUGGAAGGUGCAUCAGGGCAAGAUGCCAGUUCAAUGUGACACCACUGGACCCGCUCCAACCGGAGCCGUAUGCGGGCUGCGUCUACUCGUUCUCCUGUUCCAGGACCUGUGGUUCCGGUGGAUCGCCCCGGAGGAUUUCCUAAUAGAGCUACUCCACUGGCACCGAUCGAGGUGGGCUCUGGCCGGCGUGCCAGGGCCGGCAACUUCUGACGACUGCGCCUUCCUAGAUCGGAAUCUAGGUUGGGAUGCGGCUGUGGUCGACGUGGGCCCGCCGCCCACCUUCUGGCACCGUUUGGGCAGAUACAUCCACCGUGGAUCCCGGUGGGUUGAUGACAUCCGCGCAAUAACCAACAUACCACUAGACGAGGCCAUUGCUAGGCUACAUCACUCGAUGUGGCCGUGAACCGUAUCACGACAUUACCAGUGUUAUAUUAACU